Nannizzia gypsea CBS 118893 is the source of this 552-nucleotide messenger RNA. RefSeq lists its product as hypothetical. Gene Ontology annotation, molecular function: structural constituent of ribosome. Gene Ontology annotation, biological process: mitochondrial translation. The transcript has 2 exons. The coding region runs from base 1 to 552 and encodes 183 amino acids. The record is from RefSeq and is a predicted model, not a curated record. NCBI's taxonomy places the organism in Eukaryota, Fungi, Ascomycota, Eurotiomycetes, Onygenales, Arthrodermataceae.
AUGAGACAGCAUUUUUCGCCCGUUGUCAACUCGCUCGCGAGUGUGUUCAGAAUUUCAUCUCGGCCUUCACCCUUUCAACAACCAGGUCUUCUGAGCCAAACAUGCAAGAACACACUCGCCCCAGGCUCAAUUAUAUCAUCCGUCAAUGCCCUCAGACCAUUUUCUUCUAGCUCGACAUUACAAGCUAGAAAAGGUCCUGUAAAAACCGACAAGCGAGUUACCUUAAUCCGUUAUUUCCUCAACCACCCACUCACACCGCGUCCGCUCCAUUUCUCACGCAACCGAUAUCUACGCCACUGGACGAUCCAUCGAGCCUGGCAAUUAUACAGUGCUAAACAGCGCAAGGCACAGCAAUUGGAGCUUGAACGUCAGUGGGCUAGCAUGAAAGAUGCAUGCGAGGAACUCCGUACUGGUGUUGGUGAUGGUGGGAGACUGUUCCGCACUUCGAUGAACAAGAAGGGGGUGUUUUCAGACGGUAUCCCAAUUGAAUAUGGACGACUACAGACAGACAGUCCGAGCAAGGACGGGUGGGAUUAUGCUUGGAAGCCUUGA